Molecule: messenger RNA, 5891 nt
Organism: Myxocyprinus asiaticus (Chinese sucker)
Lineage: Eukaryota; Metazoa; Chordata; Actinopteri; Cypriniformes; Catostomidae
Product: vascular endothelial growth factor receptor 2-like
Exons: 30
Coding region: 225-4277 (1350 amino acids)
Biological process (GO): multicellular organism development; vascular endothelial growth factor receptor signaling pathway; protein phosphorylation
Cellular component (GO): membrane; signaling receptor complex
Molecular function (GO): growth factor binding; ATP binding; vascular endothelial growth factor receptor activity
Source: RefSeq, a predicted model, not a curated record
UCUCCAGCGCGAGUCCAUCCGUGAGCGCUCAACAGGUUUCAUCUGAGUCAAGGCAACGCAAGGAUUUCUCAUAGUUUGUUCAUUCGUCUCUGCAGAUUGUAAAAACAUAUCUUAAUGAGCACAAUUGUGCCGUAUAAACGUGAUGAAGCGCUAAAGAUUGUUUUUCCCUGAGCUUUUGAAUUUUGGUUUCAUGCCGGGACGGUGCCGCGUUACCCUGGCGGGCGAUGGCAAAGACAUUUAAUGUCCAUUCUCUCGUCGAAUUUCUUUUUAUCAUCAACUUGGCUAUAGCAAUAGAGCUUAGGUUCGUACCUGAUCCGCCAACCCUAAACAUCACUGAAAAGAUUCUCAAAAUCAAUGCUUCAGAUACAUUGGAGAUCACUUGCAGAGGGCGCCAGAUCCUGGAUUGGUCUUUACCUUACAACAGAACCCAUUUUGAAACCCGUCUCACCAUAUCCGACUGUAGUGGUGAAGGACUAUUCUGCAGCACUUUAACCCUAACCAGGGCAGUAGCCAAUGAGACGGGAGAGUACCGCUGCUUCUACAAAAACCUGCACAUAGAGGAUGGGAAGACUUCAAAAGCAGUUUAUGUCUUUGUACAAGAUUACCACACACCAUUUGUCCGAAUGACUCAAGUUUAUGAUGUGGUGUUCAUUCGGGAGAGAGAACAGGUGGUCAUUCCCUGUCUAGUAUCCGUGGAGGAUCUAAAUGUUACACUUUACACAAAGUAUCCAGUUAAAGAACUAGCCACUGAUGGGAAAGAGGUCAUCUGGGAUAGCAAGAGAGGCUUCAUCCUCCCUAGUCAUGUGGUCAGUUAUGCUGGUGUGGUCUACUGUGAAACCAUUAUUCAAAACGAGACUUAUCAGUCCUCAACUUACAUUGUUACCGUUGUAGGAUACAAGAUCUAUGACCUCACCCUGAGUCCAGCUUAUGAGAGGCUGACGGUGGGGGAGAGGCUAGUGCUCAACUGCACUGCUCACACCGAACUCAAUGUGGGAAUCGACUUUCAGUGGACCUUUCCACAUGAGAAGAGAAGUGUGAACAGCUCAACACCACGGUCACGCUAUGACAUCAAAUCCAACAAGAAGAAGCUGUGGAACUCUUUAGAACUGUCCAAUUCCCUCAUUGUACAGAAUGUGACCAUAAAUGACACAGGAGAGUAUAUAUGCACAGCCUCCAGUGGUCAGAUGCAGAAGACCGCCCAUGCCUCCCUAAUUGUCUAUGAGAAGCCAUUUAUAGCACUGAAUGAUCAGUUGUUGCAGACUGUAGAGGCAACUGUUGGCCAAGAAGAGGCUAAAAUCCUUGUUAAAUAUUAUGCCUACCCAGAGCCAUCUGUCAAGUGGUAUAAGAAUAACCAGCCAAUAUCCUGGAAAGAUGAGUACAGGAUGAAGCCUGCAAGAGGAUCUCUCACCAUAUAUGGUGUAACAGAGAAGGAUGCUGGGAAUUACACUGUUAUAAUGACCAAUAAAGUCACCAAAGAGGAGCAGAGACGAACAUUUCAACUGUUGGUUAAUGAUCGUCCUAGGAUAUUAGAGAAGGAAGUACCUUUGGAUCGAGAUGUUCAUAUGUAUGGCAGUAGCCCAACAUUGAGAUGCACUGCUAGCAGUGGAUCCAGCCCUGUUACAAUACAAUGGCAGUGGAUGCCCAGAGAGGACUGUCCAAUCAGAUUUCAACCAAAGUCCGAUCAGAAUGUGGUGAAGUGUGAUAAAUGGAGGGAGAUAUUGAACAACACAGGAAAGAAUCCCAUCAGCAGCCCCAUAUCUGUCAUUGAGCGAUCUCUCAAGACUAUUAGCAUACUGAAGAUCCAGAAAGCAGUUGACCAUGCUCUCUACAGGUGCAUUGCCACCAAUAAGAUGGGAACGGAUGAAAGAAUCAUCGUAUUCCAAGUAACUCGUUUCCUCAACCUGAGUGUUCUGCCAUCUAGCAGCCCUAUUGAGGGAGAAGAUGUUGUAAUGCGCUGUGUAGCCGAUCGGCUGUUGUACUCUAACUUGCGUUGGUAUCGGGUAACAAACAUAGCCAACCCUAAUGCCCUUCCAGUGGCCGUGCCCUGCGAUAGCCUCACCCUUUCACCUUUCCACCAGCCUAAUGUCACCAUAUUAGGCCUGCAGGGCACCAAUGCAACACUAGACCUGCCCAUACCAAACACAACUUUGAUGGACCAAGGCCUGUACGCCUGCCAAGUAGAGAAUGUAGGCACCAGUGAGAGAACCUGCUUACUUCACAACCUAAGACUCCAAGCUCUUGAGAUGGCAAGAAUUGUGACCAAUCUGACUGACCAGAGAGUGAAUGUAAGUGACUCUACCAUGCUAGUGUGCGAGGUUUCGGGUACACCAACGCCUACUGUUUUUUGGACUAAAGACAACCAGACUGUUGUAGAGGGAUCAGGUGUGAUUCUGAAACAGUCAAAUCGUAUCUUGACCAUCCAACGGGUGAAAAAAGAAGACAGUGGUCUGUACAUAUGUACAGCCUGUAACCAUCUGGGCUGUGACUCUGACGAGGCUCUUCUCACUGUGGACGGUGCAGAAGAAAAGAUGAAUGUGGAAUUGAUCAUGCCUAUUGGUGCUGUGGUCAUCGGCAUGUUCCUCUGGCUCCUCAUCGUCUUUGUCAUUCGCAACAGGAAACGGCCUAAUGAUGUAGAACUGAAAACUGGCUACCUAUCAAUCAUCCUUGACUCGGAUGAUAUGCCAAUGGAUGAGCAUUGUGAGAGACUGACUUAUGAUGCAAGCAAGUGGGAGUUUCCGCGUGAUAGACUGAAACUAGGGGAGCCGCUGGGCAGAGGAGCAUUUGGUCAAGUUGUGGAGGCGACUGCAUAUGGUAUCGAGAAGGCCAGCACCUGUACUACAGUAGCAGUGAAGAUGCUCAAGGAGGGUGCUACCUCCAGUGAGUACCGUGCUCUGAUGUCUGAGCUGAAGAUUCUGAUCCAUAUUGGUCAUCAUCUUAAUGUGGUCAACCUUCUAGGAGCCUGCACCAAACCAGGGGGACCCUUGAUGGUGAUUGUAGAGUACUGUAAACACGGUAACCUCUCCAGCUAUUUAAAAAGCAAGCGAGGAGAAUACAGUCCCUACAAGAGGCAUACUUCACGGCCAUGCAGGAGGGAAGUACAGCAGUUAGAGGAUUUGUGUGAGGGGGAUCUGGGUCUGGGAGCCAGCACUCGACUGGACAUCUGCACUGGCACUGCGGUAUGCACCAGACUGGGAGAACAGACCACCACUACCCAUGUGCAGGAUGAGCAAGAGAGUUCAGACUGGGAUCAACUGACAAUGGAGGAUCUCAUCAGUUAUAGCUUCCAGGUGGCCAAAGGCAUGGAGUUCCUAGCCUCCAGAAAGUGUAUUCACCGUGACUUGGCAGCUAGAAACAUCCUACUAUCAGAGAACAACGUGGUGAAGAUAUGUGAUUUUGGUCUGGCCAGAGAUGUCUAUAAAGACCCUGAUUACGUCCGUAAAGGAGAUGCUCGUCUUCCUCUCAAGUGGAUGGCUCCAGAGACCAUAUUUGACCGUGUGUACACCACACAAAGUGAUGUGUGGUCAUUUGGUGUGCUGCUAUGGGAGAUCUUUUCACUUGGUGCAUCUCCAUAUCCAGGUGUGUGUAUUGAUGAGUCUUUCUGCAGGCGACUCAAGGAGGGAACCAGAAUGCGAGCUCCAGACUAUGCAACACCUGAGAUAUAUCAGACCAUGCUGGACUGCUGGCUUGAUCGGCCUAAAGACAGGCCAACUUUUACUCAGUUAGUUGAGCAUCUGGGUAAUCUGCUACAGGCUAGCGCUCAACAGGAUGGAAAGGACUACAUCCCAUUGACAAACCGAGACAUGGAAGAAGAAUCUGGAACAUCUAAUAGAACACCUUACAUAGGCAGCACAGAGGCCAACUUCCAGUAUGAUAAAGCUCCACCGCUGGGGUUCCCACAGCAGAUAGACAGUUGUGUAAUGCCAAUAAGGAUGACGACUUUUGAAGACAUUCCCCUGGAGCAAAGUGCUGUAAUGAAUGGUCACAUGGACUGUGGAGUGGGCUUAUCACGUGAGCAGAUGAAAGCUUUGGAUCGCCAUGUGCAAAGAACACCUAUUUUCAGCCCACUCCUGCGGUGCAAGAGUAAGGAGUCUUUAGCUUCUGAAUCGUCCAAUCAGACCAGCGGCUAUCAGUCUGGCUACCACUCUGAUGACGCAGAAGUGCCAAUAUACGCCAACGAGGAAAUUAUCCUAAAGAGAGACAUUCGUAAGAAACCUCCACUGCCCAAGAGAGACGACAAGUUCACCGCAGAUGUCCGUUAUAGUGCACCUCCAGUUUAAACCUGUGUUUAUAGAUGAGCUUUGAACAGUGUUCUCUUUUUCUCUAGUUUAGAACUUUAACCACUCAGCCAUUUCAUGAUCAUUUCAUGCAAGUAGUACAAGAGUCAAAGGGUUAUUUCCUGUCUAAAAUGAGUAGGAACCUUCAGGGUUCCCAUGGUCGUCGAAAAAGUGGAAAUAUCAGGGAACUUUAAAGGGAUAGUUCACCCAAAAAUAAACUGUCUCAUAAUUUACUCGCCUUCAUGCCAUUCCAGAUGUGUAUGUCUUUCUUUCUUCCAUAUGACUGCAGUGGUAAAAUCCAUAUUGUCAGAAGCGAUAUGAUGGGUGUGGGUGAGAAACAGAUCAAUAUUAAUCUUCUUUUGUUUUUGGCGAUUUGCAUUCUUCAUGCAUAUCGCCACCUACUGGGCAGAGAGAAGAAUUUAUAGUAAAAAGAACUAUUUUUUCACCUACACCUAUCAUGUCGCUUCUGAAGAUAUGUAUUUAACUACUGGAGUCAUAUGGAUUACUUUCAUCCUGCCUUUAUCUGCUUUUUGGACCUUUACAUUUCUGGCCUCCAUUCACUUGCAUUGUAAGGACCUGCAGAGCUGAAAUAUUCUUCUAAAAAUAUUUGCUUGUGUUCUGCAGAAGAAAGAAAUCAUACACAUCUGGGAUGUCAUGAGGGUGAGUAAAUGAUGAGAGAAUUUUCAUUUUUGGGUGAACUUCCCCUUUAAAAUUAAAUGUUUUUUUGUUUUUUUAAAUCAUGGAAAAAUCUUCAAAAGUCAAGGAAACUAAACAUUCUAGUAGCUUUAGCUAUAAAACAUUUAAUCUGCUUGAAAUUUCAUAAGUGCAGUUAUUUUUCAUUAUAUAUUAGGUUUUUCCUGCCAUUACUUAUAAUAUCUCUGGUAUUACAACUACAUGCGCUGCAUGAUCCAAAAACAACUAUUUAACUGACACUCAAGCUUUGGUUUUAACUGCUAUCUUUUUUUUUUAUACGUAGUUUUUUUAAUAAAUGUAAUUUAUUGUGUUGGAAAAUACUGUAUUUUGUAGUUUUAUUCUUCAAAUGGGGGGGGGGGGGUUUAGUGAAAAAGCCUUAGCAAUACAGUCAUGUUUACACAGAAUGCAAAGCAAGAGUGGUCAAAGUGUGUCCACGGCACUUCCUGAGUAGAGGCAUGCCCUCUUCCUACCGAACAUGAAAUAGCAACUGGAAUGUCAAUGUAUAAAUGUUAUCCAUUUUUUUCAUCAUCUUUUGCAUUGUCUUUAAAGGAAUGAUGGCCUUGUUCUCUCACAAGCAACAGAGAGUCCAUCUGAUUAUUAUUAUUACUAUUUGUUUUGUUUUGUUUCUUUUUUUUUUUUUUUUUUUUAAGCUUUUUUUCUUGGUUGGCCUUUUGAUUGUACAGUUUGAGGGCCUUCAUGUACAAUGAGGGCCAUGUCAGUAUUUUGCCAUUAUGAGUAUUAUUUAGUAACACACACAUUAAUGUAAUUAGCUUUUGUUUUAAAUAAACUCUCUUGCCAAUCAAAAUGUGUAUUUUUGUGUUUGCUCUGUGAGCAAGACUUGUUUUCUACUUGCAUUUACAUUUUAGGUUUCAUGCAGUUGUAUUUUUGUGUAUGUGUGCGUGAGAACAAUCGGACCUUAGGAAA